AUGGUUAUCCUGCUCCUUGUCGGCCUUCCAAUGAUUCGCAUGUCCAGAAUGACGAUGCCUUCUAGAAGACGUGAUGCUGUCAAGGCGUUUGUCGGUCUUGACUUCUCCGAUACAGAAUCAUCAUCAGUCGAGAACAUCACACCUAAACCUUUUCGCGGAGAUCCUCAAGCUACUGUUCGUUCACCGACAACUAACGAAACCAAAUCAAGGCCCUCACUUUUAACUGUGCCGGUCGAAAUUCGACUGCAAAUAUAUGAUCUUCUUCUUGUUAGCCGAUCAACUCGCGAGGACAACCCCUCGUGGCCGGUGGGUGACACAUGUCAAGUCAUGAUUAUGCUUUCAAUGAAGAAAGAUCCACAACAGCGAACAAUAAAUCCGGCGAUAAUACGAAUAUGUGGGCAGAUUCGCCGGGAAGCGAAUCCAAUUCUCUACACAGGGAAUGUGUUCAAUUUCAGACAGCCCGACCAGAUGUUUCGAUUUAUGACACAGAUUGGUCCUACCAAUAUCAAAUUUGUGAGGUCGUUAGACAUGUGGAUACCAUGGAAGGCUGAGAUCUUGCCAUGGUUAACAUUGCUCAAUGCCCUGUCCCAGGAAGCCGCCGCCCUCAAAUACGUUAGAGUUGCAUGGAACUCAAGGUACGAAUCUCCCCGAAUGCUCCAGAAAGGGGCUAAAGAGAGAGGGUUGGGGGACAAUGUUCUCUUCAUACGUGCUUUAGCGACAUUCCAGGGGCUUGAGAAGAUACACAUUAGAGGACAUUAUGCGAAGCAUUGGCCAUCAUACCUGACGGCGAAAACUAGUGCGCAAGUGCAAGCUGAGAUUGGCCUCGGGCAUUACGAACCGGAGCCUGAUGAUGAUCCUCAGACCAUUCAAUGGAUACAGACUUUGAAUGAGAGCAACUUACAUAAAUUCAGGGAAUACCAGAGGGGCACAGAAGAUCUUAUUCCAUAG
Penicillium pulvis is the source of this 948-nucleotide messenger RNA. RefSeq lists its product as uncharacterized. The coding region runs from base 1 to 948 and encodes 315 amino acids. The transcript has a single exon. Lineage: Eukaryota; Fungi; Ascomycota; Eurotiomycetes; Eurotiales; Aspergillaceae. The record is from RefSeq and is a predicted model, not a curated record.